Molecule: messenger RNA, 2280 nt
Organism: Aureobasidium musti
Lineage: Eukaryota; Fungi; Ascomycota; Dothideomycetes; Dothideales; Saccotheciaceae
Source: the annotation of a GenBank genome assembly
AGUGCCCGCGGGCCUCCAACUAUCAUGCGAUCAUUUUUGAUAUCGCCUUUGAUCGCUCUGUCGUUCGCCGCCUCUGUCUUUGCCGCUCCACCAGUCAAGAACGAUGCGCCCGCUCUUCCGCCCGCGAACUUCGCCCGUGAUGCCGCCUUGAACGUUGCAAGAGAUGCGCCCGAUGCCCCAGCAUCACCUGCAAAAGAUCCCAAAGUCAAGGGCGAGACAAAGAAAGAUUCCGUUACUGACGGUGCAGACUCUGGUCCCAAGGGCACUACCUUCAAUGGUGUCAAUGUCCCGCCCAUCCCCGAACUUAGCGGAACCACCCUCGACCAGGACAUUUCAAAAGGUACCUGGCUGGUUGAGUUCUUCUCACCAUACUGCGGUCAUUGUAAACACUUCGCGCCGACAUGGCAGACCCUCCAUGAAUUCUACUACACUUCCGACCCUCUCCCUGCUUCCAACAAAGACUCGUCCGACUCUCUUAACUCUUUUACUCGCUACUACGAUUUCAAGUUUGCCAAGCUCGACUGUGUCGCUUUUGGUAAUGCAUGCUCGGAUCAUAACAUCAACUCAUUCCCCACCGUUGUUCAAUUCAAGGAUGGUAAAGAGGUGGAUCGUAAGGUUGGUGCCUUACCCAUGAAAGAUGAGGUCAAGUGGAUCGAGUCUAUGCUUGAGGCCAUCAAGCCUGGUUCAAGACAGAAGGACGGCCCCAAACUUCCCAAAGUUGGUGCCACUUCUUCGCCAGAUUUCAAGGGCGCUGCUAUCGUUGGCCCUGCUAAGGAAGCUGAUGCUAUCGCUGAAGCUACCAAGUCUACCACUUCCACCACCUCGACCAAAUCUUUGCUCAAGGCCACCAAGAUUGCCAAAGAGACUCCCAACCCUGCUGGGACUUCCGUCCCCCUGACUGCCGAAACUUUCCAGCAAAAGGUCACGACCACCCACGAUCCCUGGUUUAUCAAGUUCUACGCACCUUGGUGUCAUCAUUGUCAAGCCAUGGCUCCUAGCUGGCACGCUAUGGCCCGCGACAUGAAGAACAAGUUGAAUAUCGGCGAGGUCAAUUGCGAGGUUGAGCGUCGUCUUUGUAAGGAUGUCAACGUCAAGGGUUAUCCCACUUUGGUUUAUUUCCAGGCUGGUGAGCGCAUUGAAUACGAGGGUCUCCGUGGUCUUGGAGACCUUAUCAGCUAUGCAAACAAGGCCGUCUCGGCUGGUGACGGCGUUGUUGAUGUCGAUGCUGCUGCGUUUGAGGCCCUCGAGAAGGAAGAAGAGGUUAUCUUCCUCUAUUUCUAUGACCACGCCACCACCAGCGAGGACUUCCAAGCUUUGGAGCGACUGUUGCUGAGUUUGAUUGGUCACGCCAAGCUGGUCAAGACCAAGGAUCCCGCUCUUUCCGCUAGAUACAAGAUUUCAACUUGGCCUCGCUUGAUCGUGUCUAGGGAUGGCAAGCCAACUUACUACACACCACUGUCUCCUAGAGAUAUGCGCGAUUUCCGCAAAGUCUUGGGAUGGAUGCAAGCCAACUGGCUGCCGAUUGUGCCUGAGCUGACAUCCUCGAACGCUCGUGACAUUAUGGAUCACAGACUCGUUGUGCUGGCUAUCUUGAGCCGUGAGCGUAAGGAGGAUUUCGUCAUCGCGAAGCGUGAACUCAAGAGCGCUGCAUUGGAAUGGAUCGACAAGGAGAUUCAGGCUUUCCAGCUGGAAAGACAGGAGUAUCGCGAUGCCAAGCAGCUACGUAUCGAGGAGGCCGAAGACCGCAACGACCAGCGUGGGCUGCGGGCAGCCAAGCAAAUCAGAAUCGAUAUGAACGAGAUUGACCGAAAAGAGGUUGGAUUUGCGUGGGUCGAUGGUGUGUUCUGGGAGCGCUGGCUCAAGACAACAUUCGGUAUCGAUGUCAAGGACGGAGAGAAGGUCGUCAUCAACGACGAAGACGUGAGUUUUGAANACCAACGCUACUGGGAUCUCACAUCGACUGGCAACCCGAUCGUGCCAUCUCGUGUGUCAAUCCUCGAGACGCUACCCAAAGUGGUUGCAUCCCCACCGAAAAUCAGCCCCAAGCAUAAGAACUCGUUCUUUGGGCAUUUGAUCUGGACAGUUCGUAGUGGCAUGUCUGCACACCCUCUGAUAACACUGGGGUUGGUGAUCGGCAUGCUCAUUGGAGCCAGCAUCUGGGGCAGAGGAUUGAUCAGAAGAGGAAAGGCGUUUGGCAGCACAGGGUCUUUCUUCACCGUGGGAGGCAACGAGAAGGACGGAUUAUUAGGUGGAGCUGCCACUGGAGGCAAGGUGGAUUGA